CAUAAUGUACAAAAAAACCAAACAACAUAUAUUUAAAAAUUAUACAUCACGUCGGAUUACACCAAAAGUUAUUAAACUUAAUAACGAUACUGAUAACACUGAAUAUGAUGGUGAUUAUGAAUACGAAUACCUUAAAACUACAACAACGUAUUUUACAAAACAAAACCAAGGACAAGAAAAAAUUUAUAAUGACAUUAUUGAUAAAGAAUUUAAAAAGAAAAUACCAUCUCUAACAACACCAACGUCUCCUUCAUCAUCAUUAUUAAACGAUGAUGAUUCCGAAAAAUUAUUUAAAAUGGAAUUGCCGCCGACAGAUAAUACAGCGUACAACAUAUGGUUUUAUCGAAGAUUUGAGAACGCAAACAGCAAAACAAUUCAAAUGAACCAUAUACAAAAUGAUUUAAAUCAAAUUUUAUCUGACGAAUCCUCUUUCUUUAGCGUUCAAAUACUCAAAGUCGAUGACAGGGAUGAUGAUAAACUUGAAAGCAAAGAAAAAAAUUAUUUAGAAAAAGUAUUUAGCAGUAGUAAUAACAGAUCACUUUUAUUAGAAUUAAUAAAUAAUCUUCGAUUAUUAAUAAAUUACUUUUUAUAUGUUGGCAGUGAAUCUCAUUAUCCCAAUAACGUCACUGAAAAAACUCCAAAUCUUCUCAAACUUUUGGAUUUUGUUCUAGAAUCAUUUAAAAAAUAUAAUACCAACAAUAAUAAUGAUGACGAUGACGAUGAUAAAAAAGAGAGUGGAGAAGAGGUGAAGAAAGUAUUCAAUUAUGUUAAAGAGUUGAUGCAGGUUGCUUGGUAUAAUAACAAUGUAAGGACAAGAACUGACAGUGACAAUCGACGAAAAUUUAGAAAAGCUUG
Entrophospora sp. SA101 is the source of this 855-nucleotide messenger RNA. Lineage: Eukaryota; Fungi; Glomeromycota; Glomeromycetes; Entrophosporales; Entrophosporaceae. The record is from the annotation of a GenBank genome assembly.